Diachasmimorpha longicaudata is the source of this 691-nucleotide messenger RNA. RefSeq names its product NEDD8 (gene Nedd8). Gene Ontology annotation, biological process: regulation of proteolysis; protein neddylation; modification-dependent protein catabolic process. Gene Ontology annotation, molecular function: ubiquitin protein ligase binding; protein tag activity. The transcript is spliced from 4 exons. Gene Ontology annotation, cellular component: nucleus; cytoplasm. The record is from RefSeq and is a predicted model, not a curated record. The coding region runs from base 130 to 363 and encodes 77 amino acids. Lineage: Eukaryota; Metazoa; Arthropoda; Insecta; Hymenoptera; Braconidae.
UAGAUCAUCAGUUAUGCCCCUAGAGUCCAUCAAGUUCAUGGUGCAUCCGACGAUCAGCAGAAGGAAAUUUGUCCGUCGGCGUUCGUUAGUGUAAACUUUUAGUAUAAUUAACCAAAAAACGUGACAAAAAUGUUGAUCAAAGUCAAGACACUGACAGGGAAAGAGAUCGAAAUCGAUAUCGAACCUACCGACAAAGUAGAGAGGAUCAAGGAAAGAGUAGAAGAAAAGGAAGGCAUUCCUCCACAGCAGCAGAGGUUAAUCUUUUCGGGAAAACAAAUGAAUGAUGAAAAAACAGCUCAGGAUUACAAAGUCCAAGGCGGUUCUGUCCUGCACUUGGUACUCGCGUUGAGAGGUGGUUUCUAAUACCAAAAAAAAAUUAAAUACGCGAUUUUGGUCCCAUAAUCGUCUUCAUCAACGACCAACAACUGCUAGCAGAUUAAAUUGGAAGGGAAUGAGUCAUAAAUCGUUGGGAAUACUUCAGCAGAGACUCAAUACGUCAUAUGUUGGACAUAUUCAUUGAGAUCAAGAACUUUGCAACUUAACUUCGAAAUAAAUGGAUUAAAUUGUUUGAUUAAAUAUAAUGACUACUUCGCUUAUUGUAUUCAACAUUCACUGAAACUUUCACGAAUUAAUAGAUAUUAAAAAUACAUAAAUGUUUAAAAUAAAUAAUAAAUGAGGAAUAAUAGUUGAA